Messenger RNA from Styela clava, 4587 nucleotides. Lineage: Eukaryota; Metazoa; Chordata; Ascidiacea; Stolidobranchia; Styelidae. The record is from RefSeq and is a predicted model, not a curated record.
CCCAUCGAGUGAUGACAGGAGAAAGAAUGGAGAUCUUGACGAAGUAAAUGUAAAAGAUCAGAUUACUGAAGAAAAGCAGCGCAGCGAGAGUCCUCCACUUGCUUGGGUCGAAAUUGCGGAUGAGGGUGCAAAUAUUUCACAACAAAACGUAACACUCGAUGAUGCCGCAAGCACGGUUAAAGACACCAGCACGCCUGACAACGAAACAAAGACGGUACAUGCAUCAGACUAUCACGAUAACGGCCACAUUGCAACAACGCAAAGACCACCCGGUCGACCACCGGGUCAGGGUCGACCACCACCCGGACAGGGACCGCCUCCCGGACAGGGACCGCCUCCCGGUUACCCGGGUGGGCCUCCGCAGCAGCCUCCUCCACAGCAGCCCCCUCCUCAGCAACCGCCACCCCCUGCAGAUAAUAAAGAUAAGCCAGACUGCAAGCAUGAGGUUUAUGUGCCCCAAGGUGGAUUUGAAUCUCCUGGGUAUCCUCGAGGUUAUCCGAAUAAUGCAGAUUGUAUGUAUCGCAUAUUUACGGACAAGAUUGUUAAUGUACUGUGGAUCCGGUUUGGGUAAAAUCAAAGGUGGAAAUCUACGUGGAAAGGGACCAUUAGUAAUGGCAUUCCGCAGCGAUGAUUCAGAAUUCAAAGCUGGAUACAAGUUCAAGUUUGAAUUUGAACUUGAUGGUCCUGAUCCGUGCAACUCGAACCCAUGUCAACAUGGAGGAAGCUGUGAACGACUAGUUGGUUAUUAUAAGUGUCAUUGUGUUGAUGGAUAUGUUGGAGUAAACUGUCAAGAAAAUAAAGACGACUGUGCAUCAUACCCAUGCCAAAAUGGCGGUGAAUGUAAAGAUGGUUUGAACAAAUAUACAUGCGAAUGCAUCAAAGGUUUUACUGGAGAUUUAUGUGAAAUAAAUCCCGAUCGUUGUGCCUCAAACCCGUGUCAAAAUGGUGGGAUAUGCGUCAACCGUACUCCGGAUUUUGUUUGCUCUUGUCCAAGAACUUUCAUGGGAGACACCUGCGAGCAUGAAGUUCCAACGGUACCUCCUCCUCCAACAACAACAACAACGUCGCCUGAGGUCGAAACAAAACCACAGGAAGAUGAUGAGAUAACCACCGCAACACCAGCUGCACCGGAUACAGAAGGAGAAAACGAUGAAAAUGAAUCCUCUUCUGGUGACAAUAGCAACAAAGUUGGUAUGAUAGUGGCUAUCGUAGUUAUACUGGCAAUUGCACUGCUAUUAGCUGGUAUAUUCGCUUGGUAUUGGUUCAAACAUUUACGAAAAAGCAGCAACGAUCGACAGGAGAAAGAAGUGACGUUGAUCAAUAUGAAAACAAGAUCUGAACUUGGUAAAAAGGGGAAAGCAAGCUCAAGAACAACUUCUAUAAAUGUUGUAAAUUCCAAAGGUGGAGGAGGGAAAAAACCAAAUGGAUUUUUAAGUGAACUUCAGAAAAUGUCACAGGACAUAAUCAUGGAAGAAGUUCACGCUGAUGAAACGCCCGAAAGAAACGUGAAAAAACGGGAAACCAUGCCAAAUGAGAUGCAGAGAUUUUCACAUCCACAAAUUAUGAAUCAACCAAUCAAGAGGAUUUCGAUACCCAUUUCGCCGGAUGAAGUCGCAAUGAUGCAACGGAGUCCAAUAGCAAAUAUCCCGUUUGCUAAUAAAAACAGUCAGCAGGCACCCAUGAACAUUUCUCCGGAAGAUGCCGUUACGCUAUUGAACUAUUUGAAAACAAAUGACGGAAAUCAAUGUGAUAUACCGACUGCUCUGUGUGCAGUUCAAAAUAAGAGUGGAAAUCCAAUGGCAUCACUGUACCCAAGUUAUCGAAAUCCUUCCCAAAUGCAACCAAACAAACCAUACAAUUCGGUUAAUCGUCGGAUGCCAGUUGCUUCAACAGAUGAGUCUGUAGAAAGUAUUGAUCUUACUCCCGGAGAAGCAGCAGAUGUUGUAAAUUAUCUCUUGGCCAGCUCCCCGACUAACGGUUUACUAAAACCAGAGGAGGCCGUCGAGGUAAUGAGAGAAGUUCGAGAUAAUAGAAAUCGGAACAGAAACUCAAUGCGCGAAAAAGAAAAAACUGUGGUGUUCAAUCCACAAGAGGCUGCUAAUAUUGUAAACAGCUUUGGAUCUCGAAACAAACGUGAUCCUCGUAUGAAACUAAGAGAACGACACAAACGCAAUAGAGGUUUUCGUCCGUAUACUCCAAUAAUGGAAGAAGAUUCUCCUGUGGAUGAUGUCAGAAGUCAACAUAAUUUUCAAUACAGCGAAAGUCCUUCAGACAACGACACGACAAUACCUUCACCAAGAAAAUCAAAACAAAAACAUAUAGCCUACGCAAACACCAUUGACCCAGAAGAAAAAGUUAACGAUUGGUUGAAAGCAUCUCCAAAGAGGAAGCCACGGAAAGAAAAACGACCGUAUUCGGCUGCCAACUCAAACACAACGGAGACUCACACAGUAACGAGGAGUUUCCCACAAAAACAACGACACAAAAAUAAACAACAAGACAUAGUGGAAAAUGAUAUGUCAUUAGUGGAUUACGAAGACGAUGCACGAAGCUCAGUACCUAGAACAAUACGACAAACUAGAGUGAAAGUUCCAAACGGAAAAAGGAUUUCUUUGCCUGUUACUGAAAACAAAGCUAAAUCUUUGGUAGAGAAGUUGGUGAAAGCUCCAGUUCGAAGCAAUCAGAACGUAGUGGGACCAUCACUCGGCGUAAAAAGACAGAAUGCCUUCAUGGAUUAACUUCGCCGAUUGUUUGAAACAGAAGGAAACAAAAAAUAGUAUGAAGACCAGAAUAGAAGAUUUUGCUGAAGUAUCUUCAUAACCAGCAGAUUUCCGUGUCACAGUAUACCUCUAAUAAGAGUCUUAGUCAUUCUACACUGGCAGAUACGAAUCACCAAUUUGCCCGAUGCAUAGUCGUCGAGUAUUGCCAAUACUACCUCAAAUAGUAUAUAUAUAUUUAUUCCAUGAACUGCAAUGGCUUGCUUGCAUCGAUAAACUCGGACAAAAUGUGCAAAUAUUGCUUGCGAUCGAUUCUUUUUUGUAAUAAAAGUACAAUGCAAAAAUUCGCUUGACAGUUACUGUUUUUGGAAGGAUAAGACUUACAUAUUUCUCAAGGGGGAAGAAGAGCCGAUAAGAAGGCAUAUUCAUAUGGCGAAUCACCGCCUAAUGUCCGUUUAUCAGUCAUUCCACGCCGACGAGAAGUCCAGCAAUCCUCUCGCACAUAAUUAUCCCCCUUGAAACAGAGGUGCGAUGGCAAGCGUAGCACGAUGUGCCACAACGCCGGGUCAGUCUAGCAAGGUUUAUUUAUAUAGACUGUUACACGGAGAAAUGUGGCCAAACAGUCUGUACCAUACUCGGCUAACGUACAAAGGACUGCAGCGAAAAUCACAUUAUCCUGGUUAUUGUCAUCCAGUCAAUUUGACGGAUGGGGCCAGAAUGUGUUAAUAAAAGAAACGUUUGCAUAUCCCUAAAAAUGAUACAAGUAGCAUUGUCACCACUGUGGUGGGAUGGAUAAUGUCGAGACUUUGGUAAGUUGACGUCCCGGGAUUUUUCACGUAUAUUGCUUCAUUCUUUUGUACAAUGUUUUCGCGUUCAAAGAUUUGAUAACCUUUGUCGAUAACUCCAUACUGAGUUGUUAAUUUUACUGAUGAAUGAAAUCGCGCUCCGUCGCCUCACUACCUUCUACAAAUACUCAUAUCAUAAACAGCUUCAAUAAUUGUCUUGCCACGUAAAGAGAUAAAAAGAACAUUUACGGUAAAUAUCAUCAUAGUCAAGAAGUUGGAAGUCACCAUAUUAUGUAUGUACGAAACGCAAAACCAUCAAAACAAAAACAAGAUGAACAGUAGCAUAACAUUACACAGCAACACAGUUGCAGUGAAGCGGUUAUAUGUACACAGCACAACCGUGCGAAAAACCGAGAUGAACAAAGGGAAAAAGAAAGGCAUAAAUUUCAAAUUUACUAUAUAGUGAAAGCGUUGAAAAAUCAUACUAUAUUAAAAUGUAUCGGGCCUGAUUAUUUGGCUUGCUUUUGGGGGAAUGAAACAUAUAACAAGGAGAAAGUUGUUAUGAUUUGUAAACACAGUUUAAAUUAUAUUUGGUUAGCAUGAGCCAUAAACAGAUCAUUCCAGCUUACAAUACCGUAUGAUAUAACCUUAUAGUGGAAGAAUAACAGUAAUUCACUUUACAUAUCUUAAAACACGUGAAUCACCUGUUAUAUUUUUCAAUCUCUUCAGAAACUUCCUAUCUAAAAUAUCUGUAAGUGCACUAUUAAAUUGAGUAAUGAAUAAAUGUAGUACACAUUAUGCAAGAAUAGACUUUGGUUGGAUUGGCAUCAUUUUUAUAUAGCAUAAUAAGUCGAAUGAAUCCAAUAUAAGUAUGUCAGUACUAAAAUCAUCAAAAUAUCAUUGAAAAUUCAUUGCGUAUGAUAGUCGAGGCACACAGUUCCAGAAGUGAGUUUAUAUUUUCAAAUAUGCCUCAAUAAAAAUGAAUUGAGUGAGCAAACCCUUAAAUUGUAAUACUAAAUAAGCCCUCAGAAAUCAGUACUUCUUCUUCAACAGGCUAGAAAAACUAAUAAAAAACAGAAUAAAAA